CGGAAGAGCCACCUUCAGAAAGUAGUGGGUGCGUUCCCUUCCGCUACGGAAAGGAAAUCGUGAGCGGAUGCCUUGGCGAGGAAGGGAAGGUAGAGACAUUUGAGUUGGCGGGAGAGGGAGGAGUGAAGUUUAAGUUGACCCUGAGCUACAGAUGGUGUGUCUCCGAAGUGGACGAGAAUUUGAAUGCCAGGAAGAUUAUAAGGUGUCCGGAAUUUGCUCUGCCACCCAUGGGCGCCGCGACUACGCCUACCGGUGAGGCAGUGACUGGACUGUGUGUUCCUUUCCGAUACGGAGGGGAAAUUGUGAGCGAAUGCAUCGGCGAGGAAGGGAAGUGGGAGGUAAUUGAGGUGGAGAGAGAAGGAGGAGUGACAGACAGCUGGACAGUGAAAGGCAAAUGGUGUGCCGCAGAAGUAGACAAGAAUAUGGAUAUCGUAUCAGUUAUACAGUGCCCAAUGGAGCAGUGCGUUCCCUUCCGAUACGGAAAGGAAAUCGUGAGCGGAUGCGUCGGUGAGGAAGGGAAGGUGGAGACAUUUGAGUUGGCGGGAGAGGGAGGAGUGAAGUUUAAGUUGACCCUGAGCUACAGAUGGUGCGUCUCCGAAGUGGACGAGAAUUUGAAUGCCAGGAAGAUUAUAAGGUGUCCGGAAAUGGCUCAGUGCUAUAAACUUAAAGGAGUGUUACCUUCAAUAAGUUCCAGUGAAUCCCCAAGUGAGAAUGUGAACCUCAUGUGUGAUCAUGUUGACAUUUGUGGUUUUGACCAUGCACUUAACUUCCAGCGAACCCCAGGUGAGAAUGUGAACCUCUUAAGUGUAAUCAUGUUGACAUUUGUGGUUUUGACCAUGUACUGGUGCCAGUCGUAUCAUGUGUCCACGGCUGCGUUCCCUUCCGAUACGGAGGGGAAAUCGUGCGAGGAUGCCUGGUGA
This is a messenger RNA of Penaeus vannamei (Pacific white shrimp), 920 nucleotides long. NCBI's taxonomy places the organism in Eukaryota, Metazoa, Arthropoda, Malacostraca, Decapoda, Penaeidae. The record is from RefSeq and is a predicted model, not a curated record.